Molecule: messenger RNA, 1198 nt
Organism: Polypterus senegalus (gray bichir)
Lineage: Eukaryota; Metazoa; Chordata; Cladistia; Polypteriformes; Polypteridae
Product: histone H2A.V
Exons: 5
Coding region: 130-516 (128 amino acids)
Cellular component (GO): nucleosome
Molecular function (GO): protein heterodimerization activity; structural constituent of chromatin; DNA binding
Source: RefSeq, a predicted model, not a curated record
CUCACAUUGCUCGCGAGGAUCCUCGCUUGUUGGGCUCGCGGUCGGGUUUAUUGUUUCUCCCCGUCUCGAGCGGAAAAUCGUUUUCGACCUCGCGACUUCUGACAGGAAUCAAAUAUAUUAAACUGCAAAAUGGCUGGAGGAAAGGCUGGAAAAGACAGUGGCAAAGCAAAAGCUAAAGCAGUCUCUCGCUCUCAAAGAGCUGGGUUGCAGUUCCCAGUGGGUCGUAUCCACAGACACUUGAAAACUCGUACUACAAGCCACGGCCGUGUGGGUGCUACUGCUGCUGUUUACAGUGCUGCCAUUCUUGAAUAUCUCACUGCUGAGGUGCUGGAAUUGGCAGGGAAUGCCUCUAAGGAUCUGAAGGUGAAACGCAUAACUCCUCGUCAUUUGCAGCUUGCUAUUCGUGGGGAUGAAGAAUUGGAUUCUCUCAUCAAGGCCACCAUUGCUGGAGGAGGUGUCAUUCCUCAUAUUCAUAAGUCUCUGAUUGGGAAGAAGGGACAGCAGAAGACUGCAUAAAAGAUACUAUAUUCACCGUCUCCCUGUCUCCUUGUGUACUAAAGACGUCUAGGGAGACUUUAAUUUUUUUUAAGUAGUUACACAAAAGAAAUAUAUAGUCAGCAGUUGAUAGAUUUGCGUUGUAAUACUUGGAAAAACAAAAAAAAAUUUGUAUGUUAGAUUUUAAGUUUGACAAAUGUACCUUGUUAUGUGGCAGCAAUUUGUGUGUUGAUUGGCUAGGGUUUAACAGUGUUUUAUACAACAAAAAACUGAGUUGUUAAAGAACAUUUUUUUCUUUUUUACAAAAUUAUGUCUUGCGUCUUUAUUUAAAAAAAAAAAAUCAAACUUGGAAAAUAUUCAUCUUCCUAUCCUUCUUAAUCACAAGAAUGUUAAAUAACUUUUAAUCAGUUUUUGUUUUGCAUUUAUCCAGCUUCAGAAAUAUCAAUCCCUAUGGGGUGAGUGGGACAAAUUAUUAAUAAAUUGGGAUGUAUGAACCCAGUUUAAUUUUUUUUAAUCAAAUUUUGGAAUGAAUACAGUUUAAUUUUAGGGAUUUGCUUAUUUACACGUUUCAAGUAUUAGUGUCACCCAAAUUGAGUACUUGUGUGUUUCAGUUAUGUAGUAGUAAUUAAACCUACCAAUUUGGUGUAUUCCUUUUAAAAUUAUCUAAUCUAAGGACCUAUUGUAAUAAAACUUUUUACUGUAA